UUUUGCAGUUUUUACACGGUUUUUUCACAUUUCACUCGAUCUCUUAUCGCAUGCUGAAGUGUAUAUAUCUAAUAUAAAUUAUAAGAUUGGGUAUUUGAUUGUGUGGUAAAAUCGGUAACCAGUGCUGCUUUGCUGUGCUUGCUUUCUAUCUAUAGUGUAAAUGUGUUUCAGUAUUCAUUCCUUUUUGCUAUAAUCGGAACAAUAUAAAAACCAGCUCGAACAAGAAAUUGUUCGGAUUCGGAAAAAGAUCAUACGAAAAAAAAAUGUCUAAAUAAUUGAAAAAAGUUAAUGCAAGCUAAAAUAAGUUAAUAUAAACUGAAAUAAGCCAAUAUUUGUCAAAAUCAUAUAAAAUAACUUUCCUUUGCAAGAUAUCCUUAUUACUUUUGUCGAAAAGCUGCCUACCUCCGAUUUCAAUGGUUUUCAAUGCCAGUUUUUCGCGAAUAUCUCAGAAACUAAGCGAAUGCAUCCUUUCUACGUAUAGGAAAGAGUUGUUUAAAAUAUUGAUUUCUACAACACAUCCAAAAAUCAUCAAAAUUUAAGGGUAGGUAGUGUUUCUACAGUUUCACCGUUUUAUAAUAAUAGAAAUAAAGAUUUUAUAAUUAUAUCAUAUUUUAUGUGUUUUUAAUAGGUACCCGAUAUUAGCAACACCUAUAGAAUAAAUAUUUGCACACUUCCAAACAAUCUUGAUUUUCUAUAUUCUAAAUAGCUUUUUCAAAGACGGUCUCUCAUUUCCUGAUUCUGUACGGUCGAAUUAAGAUUUUCAACGGUAUACAAGGUUCUUUUUGCCAUUUGACCUUUGCUAGCAGGAGAAAUAUAUUAAGUACCCGGUUAUGCCCCUAUGGCAUUAUUAGCAGAAGCAAAUAUUGAAUUUUUUUUUUAUGUGAACGAAAGGAAAAAAUGAGUCGUUCUCUGGUCGCGUUGUCAAAUGUGUACAUGCCUAUAUUUCAUAUAAAAAUGUCCUUUCCGUAAACGACAAAAUUGUCGCUAAUGCGCGGGGGCUUCAAAAGGAAGAAUAUGCAAUACACACAUAUCACGAUUAAAAUAUUUUCCAUGUCGUUCAUUACUAUAUUGUUAUAUCAAAUAUAUAUAUAUUGUUUAAUGCUAUUGUUUAUAUGUAUGUUUGUACAAUGUAAACUGAAGGUCAUUACAAAACCGAAAUGCAACCUGAAAUAACAAAAUAAAAAUAUAUUAUUUAGUGUUUCAGAAGAAUGAAAGACGCACAAGCACUGUAUUUGAUAUUUCUUAUUACAAAGUAUUUAAAAAGUAUCUACUAUUCUUGGGACAGUUUCCAAAUCAAUCGCGCUGGAGUAAGAAACUUAAUCUAACCGUGAUGAUAGGCAGUCUAUUGACAUUACAUUAUCCAGGUUUUGUACAAAUUUAUACGUCAUUAUACGCAAAAGAUGUGGCAAAGUUCUUGGAAGCCAUACCUGUAAUAACUACGUUAACAGCUGUCUUAAUAAAAUUGUUAAAUCAUGUAAUUUACAAGGAAAAUUUCGAAAAGAUGUUCCAUAUCAUAAAGAAAGAUUGGGAAUUGUUAAACGAUAAGAGCGAAGCGCAAAUUCUUAAGGAAAUUACUAAAGAAGGAAAGAAGCUUGGUGAAAUAUAUAGAACUUUUAUGUUAUCAUGUAUGUCAGGAUUUAUAAUUAUUCCAUUGUCCCCUGUGAUCUUGGAUAUCAUCUCACCGCUCAAUGAAACUCGUCAUCGAGAACAAAUGUUUAGAGUAACAUACUUUCUAGAUGAAGAUCAGUACUUUUAUCCUAUAUAUUUUCAUUCACUUUGGUGUGCAUUCAUAAUAACGAUGAUUGCAGUCACUAUCGAUUCAUUAUACAUACAAAUUGUUCAUCAUGAUAGCGCCUUAUUUGCCAUAUGUGGGCAGGCCCUCAUAACAGCACGAAAAUCUACUGAUGUUGACACAAAUAAAACUUACACUGAAUGGCUCAGGCAGUGCUUGACUAUGCAUAACGAUGCCCUCCAAUUAUUCGAGAUGCUAGAUGACAGCAGCCGUAGAAGCUACUUUUUUCAAAUUUUACUGACUAUGAUCGGCAUGACCGUAACAGCCGUACAAGCCGUUAUGAAUCUCCAUCAACCUGAAGAAGCUCUCAGAAUUGGUCUGUUCCUUGUAGCUCAACAAUUCCACUUGCUUAUUAUUACCCUACCUGGUCAAGUAAUCACGGAUCAUAGUUUCGAGUUGACUAAUGAUAUAUACCGCUCAAUGUGGUACAACAUGCCAAUAAAUGUUCAAAGAGUACUUCACAUGAUGCAAAUGAGAUCUAGUAAACCAUGUAAGUUGACAGCAGGAGGGAUAUACGAAAUGAACAUUGAGAAUUUUGGAACGGUACGUACUUUGCAGUGUUAGGUUUAUAA
This is a messenger RNA of Bombus impatiens (common eastern bumble bee), 2364 nucleotides long. RefSeq names its product odorant receptor 9a-like. Gene Ontology annotation, biological process: sensory perception of smell; detection of chemical stimulus involved in sensory perception of smell. The transcript has 8 exons. Gene Ontology annotation, molecular function: olfactory receptor activity; odorant binding. Gene Ontology annotation, cellular component: plasma membrane. Bases 1331 to 2356 code for a protein of 341 amino acids. Lineage: Eukaryota; Metazoa; Arthropoda; Insecta; Hymenoptera; Apidae. The record is from RefSeq and is a predicted model, not a curated record.